ACAGGAGGGAGGGAGUGGCACAUUUAGUCUGGGUCUGUGCAAUGGGAAAAAAACACCCCUUAUUCUAAUUCAACAGGAAAAUGAAGGUAGCAAUUUCACUUCUGUUGAUAAAGAUUAAAAGUAUCUAGCAUAAAUUAAAAUGAUACAAAUCUGGAAACUUUACCCAACUGAUAAAGUUGUUUCUGUCCUUUGAUGAAAUACCAGUUCUGUCUGGGAAAAUAACCAUGGAUAUAAUACCAGCUUUGACUUCUGAGAGUUGUUUUACCAUGAGCUACUGCAGAUCACACUUGCUGACCUUUUGAAGCAAUGUGAAAAAGAUGCCACUGCCAGAGGCCAAGUGGUCCCUUUUCUGCAUCCUUACACUUCAGGGCAAACCUGGAUCGUUCUUGUAAAUCAGAUGGAGAAGCAGAAGUGCACGCCCAGAUGUGUAACACAACAUUGAUGAUGUGGAGGUCCCACAUCCCUGGCUGAGAUGGACUUUCAGGUUUUCAAUUACCACAGCCGAACCUCCCUGAUGUACGAGCAACACGACAACUUCUGCGGCAGCACUUCCUGGAGCUGCGCCCCACGCCCCACAAAGCCCCUUGGCUGGCACUCCGAGGUCAUACUCAGCAUCCGACACCGCCCGGGGCGCACGGGAGGCUGAAACUCCUCUUCCUCAGGGUCCCGGGGUUCCCAGGAGAAGCGCCCUCGGGCCCUCCCAGCGGAAGCUGCCGUCGGCGUUUCGGAGAGCCGGGCUGCGCCGGCAGGGGGCACGGCUCUGCCGGCUUUUGGUUUCUGCCUCCGCGCAGUGAUCGUGUGGGGGCACCCAUGUGGCUGCUGACUUGGCUCCUGUGCCUUUCGCCCCUCCUGGCACAUGAGGACAAUAAGGAAGUAGUUGGCAUCAUGGGAGAAAAUUUUACUUUUCCAGUACAAAUAGACCAAAAAAUAGUGGAAAUUGUCUGGAAGAAAAACAAGGAUAAAGUGGCUGAAUGGGAAGAGCAAAACAAACCGACAUAUUUUGGUCAUCUCCGCGACAGGAGUGUACUUACGGAGAAUGGAUCCUUGACUAUAGUUAACUUGAAGAAGGAUGAUGCUGGCACUUAUGAGUUAGUGUACCGGGAUUAUGUGGAAGAUCACCAGUUAAACUUCAUACUUGAUGUGUUAGAUUCCCUUCCAGAACCUGAAAUAAGUUGCAACACCAGUGAUAGUGAACUUGUAUUAAACUGUACAGCAAAUUUCCAGCGGCCUCUGAAUUACACUUGGAAGCUCAGCAAUGGUCCACACAGUUAUCGGAACCAGGAGCUUUCCAUCCCUUUGAAGAAUGUUGAUAUUACCACCAACGCUACAUGUAUCAUUAAAUAUUCACAAACGGAAAGGAGCUCUGAAAUCUCUUUGAUGCAAUGCCUUUCAGAAGAAAAAGGAGACAGUUCUCACAAACGACAUAGAAAUAUUCUUAUUUCCCUCCUUACUGCAUUUGUUAUCCUAGUGGUAAUCCUAGAAUUCCUGCGCAGGAAAGGUAUAAUUAAAUGUGGAAUAGAAAGAAGGACUGCUCAGAAUAACAGUCCAGCGAAUGGCUCAGGAGAACAUGAGCAACUUUUCCCUGGGAACAGCCAACAACAAUCUAAUUCAGAGGGAGCUGCAUUUUCACAUGCUGUUCAUUGUGAGAAUGAAGAACCUGAAGCAGACAGAGCAUUGAAUGAGAAUGACAGGGCCCUGAAAGACAAGCAGAUAGUUAAGAAUGGUGUAAAUCAGGAAGAAUUGACCCAGGAUACAGAAGUUGAAAAUGGGGGGCACCCGAACAACUCUUCCAGCUGCACUGAAGAAGGUGAGUGGUCACCAAUCCUUUUGUGAUUGUCUACCACAUCAGUAAAAUACUUCGAACAUGGACACCAAAUUUAUGUGUAUUUAUAAGUUAUAUACAAUUAUUACAAUAUUCAAGUAUGACAUACAUUAUAAAACGUGCACAAAAUAAAAAUUUAAAAAUUAUAAUGAUGAAGUAAAUAGUAUUUUUAUUUUUAAAAUGUUAUUACUGCUGCAAAAGUGCAUUUUUAAUGGACUGCCUUGUGCACGUCCACUUUUGAGUCUGCUGAUAAUCCAUUUAAACAUUCUCAAAAUGCACAGCAGUGUGAAAGCAAGUGGCACCUUACUGCUGCAGUUUUUUGUUCUGCCAAGUUUGAUACUUCUGUUGAAUUACCAACCAAGCAAUUGUGUCUAUUAAUUCUGGUAUUUGCUGAAGACAAUGUUGAAAAGAGGGGUGAAAAAAUCUCCGAAUAUGAGAAAACAUGGAUGAGUGUGAAGGUGGGAGAGAGUUAGGACUGAGUAUAAAAAACCUGACUCUGUGAUGCAGAAAAAACUGCUGAUGAACCUGUCACGAAACCAGGAAACGGACUUGGAACAGUCUGCAGAGCUGCAGAGGAAGGUGUGGUGUGUCGUAAGAACUGAGUCAGAUCCUGUUAGUUGACAAUGAGUAAUACUGAAAGCCAAAUGAAGUAUUACUCAGAUUAUUAUUCCUGGUCCACGUGAUGUGCUGCUUUACUGGGCUAACCAACUGUGCUCCUGCAUCACCCUUAAAGGUUUAGCAUCGGAAACUGGUCUGUUGUUAUGUCACGCUGAGGCACCAGAUGCAGCUGUGCUUGCUUCAGUUCUGUUUGAGAACAGAACAUUUUGUGUGUUCUGGGGGUAGGUGGGGUAAUAAAAACUGAUGCUUAUCCCUCAGGCUGUAAAGUGACAGACCCCUAUUUCAUAUUCAGACCCUCUCACUGCACAGACAUGAGGAAAUAGCAAACAAACACGCACACACACAACUGCCUUUUUGAUCGUGUUCUUUAGUAUCAUCACUAAGGUAAAGCAGUAAACCUGCUUGGAUUUUAAACACAUGAAUCAUAAAAAUUCUUCAAGCCUGUCCAGGGACCUUAUGGGAAUCAGGCUAGGGACAGCUUUCUUUUUGUCAUCACCUACAGAGCUGUGUACCAUAUGUCACCAUACUCUGCUCUCCUGUACCAUCUCCUGACACCUUGUCCUGGAGUGAUGCUGAGCUAGAGAUUAGUUGAAGGGAUGGGAAGUGCUAUCAAAAUGGGAGCAAAGACCAAAGGGCAUGGUGUCCUGGCUCAUCCAGGUGGCUCCCCUUAUAGAGUUGCUAUGUGUGCAACAAGGUGGAAAUACCAGUGUAAGUGGGCUUGUGGGUGCUUUGUUGGAAACCAGCCUGGUUAGAGGCUGGUGCAUGUUUCAUGUGAUGAGUUAGGCUGGGCAUGUAGUCUUGAACUUCCUGCACUGUAACUUCCCUUGGCCUUUAGUCUUCUUGUCAAAUAAGAGCUGUAUUUUCAGUCCUCAAAAGAGAAAACUCCAAAAGCACCUGGCAUUAUUGUGUGGAAGAAAUAGCAGCAGCAACAUAUGCAUGUGUGAUGCACAGCUGAUACUGAGAUUAUAGACAUAAAACAUUUGAAAAGCAGUGGUGUCUUAAUUGCCUGAUUAUGUGAUCCAAAGUCAUGGAGUCAGACCAACUUUGCAGGUUACCAGCUGUUUAGCAGGUGGCUGGUAGUAAGUAAUAAGUGUUCUAAAAGUGGUCCAGUUGGAAUGUGCCUAAUCAUAAAGAGAUAAUUUGGGUAAAAUGUUUAGGGGCCAUCAGAUACCAUUGGUCAUGUACCUGCUCUGACUGGAUUGUUAUGAGUCAUGUGACAGUGUCUUGGUGCAUCUUCCCAACACCUCAUUAGUAUCUAAAGCCUGCAGUAUUCUCAUGUACCUAGUUCAAUUUCUAGAAGAAAAGACCUAGUAAUUUACCUUUGUGCUUUUCCUAUUCUUUU
Molecule: messenger RNA, 3782 nt
Organism: Onychostruthus taczanowskii (white-rumped snowfinch)
Lineage: Eukaryota; Metazoa; Chordata; Aves; Passeriformes; Passeridae
Gene: CD58
Product: CD58 molecule
Exons: 13
Coding region: 811-1833 (340 amino acids)
Source: RefSeq, a predicted model, not a curated record